Molecule: messenger RNA, 1089 nt
Organism: Aspergillus clavatus NRRL 1
Lineage: Eukaryota; Fungi; Ascomycota; Eurotiomycetes; Eurotiales; Aspergillaceae
Product: zinc-binding alcohol dehydrogenase family protein
Exons: 3
Coding region: 1-1089 (362 amino acids)
Molecular function (GO): oxidoreductase activity, acting on NAD(P)H
Source: RefSeq, a predicted model, not a curated record
AUGGCGGUCCCUGAAACAAUGCGAGCGGUGAAGGUCCGCGCGGUGGAUGAUGUCUUCGUGGACGAGACGGCCCCCGUGCCCUCACUUCGCCCGGGGUACUUUCUGAUCCGGGUGCACAGUGUGGCGCUCAAUCCCACCGACUGGAAAGGUGUGCGAGCCUACAGACAGGAUGUGCCGCAUACCAUUGGCUGUGAUGUGGCGGGAAUUGUCGUCGCCGGUGGGGAGCAAACUCACUGGAACUAUCGGCCGGGGGACCGCGUGGCAGGACUCUGCUACGGCUUACGGCAAGGAGAUCCCACAAACGGUGCUUUUGGCGAGUAUGCACUGCUGAAAGGAUGUCUUUCCCUGCCGGUGCCGGACCAUGUGAGCGACGCGGAAGCCGCCACCAUUCCUGUGGGCAUCAACACGAUCGGUCAAGCCUUGUAUCAGACAAUGAAGCUCCCUCUCCCCGUAGAGAAGGAUACCCUUAGCAGACCGACCGGACUCGCCAUCCUUAUCAAUGGGGGCGCCACGGCGACAGGCAUGUUCGCUGUACAGUUUGCGCGUUUGUCCGGCUGCUAUGUUCUGACGACGUGCUCGCCGCGUAAUUUCUCGCUGAUGAAGACCUUGGGGGCCCAUGAGGUCUUUGACUACCAUGAUGGCAGGGCUUGCAGCGCGACCAUCCGAGCGGCCACCCAGAACGACCUCCGCUUCGCAUUCGACUGUGUAGCCGAGGGCGACAGUCUACAAAUCUGCGCCGACGCACUCACGACCAGACCCGGUGAGGCAGUUUAUACGGCCACAUUGCCAGUGGCAGGAAAAUUCCCUCGGCGCGACGUCCAGCACGGCUGGACGUCGGGGUACACAGCGUUUGGCGAGAGCUACCAUUUCCUGGGGGAACCACAGCCUGCCAAGCCAGAUCAUCUGGAAUUCGCCCGGGGCUUUUGGAAAAUGACCGCGGGGCUACUGCGAGAGCGUCGGCUGCAGUUGGAUCUCCUGGUCCACCAGCGAGACGGGGGCUUGGCCGGGAUCCCGGAAGGGUUGGCAGAAUUGCAAGCUGGCCAGGUAUCUGCCGGAAAGCUUGUCUACACCAUUGAGGAUCAUUCGUAG